This is a messenger RNA of Pistacia vera, 1938 nucleotides long. Its product is annotated as ATP-dependent 6-phosphofructokinase 4, chloroplastic-like. The transcript is spliced from 14 exons. NCBI's taxonomy places the organism in Eukaryota, Viridiplantae, Streptophyta, Magnoliopsida, Sapindales, Anacardiaceae. The coding region runs from base 216 to 1805 and encodes 529 amino acids. Gene Ontology annotation, molecular function: 6-phosphofructokinase activity; ATP binding. Gene Ontology annotation, biological process: fructose 6-phosphate metabolic process; glycolytic process. The record is from RefSeq and is a predicted model, not a curated record. Gene Ontology annotation, cellular component: cytoplasm.
UUGGCAGGAAAGUUGAAAGUUCAAAGCUUGUAUCUUUGACCAUCUCAGUGUUUAAUUACUUGGCAAAUAGAAAUCGCAUUUGCAUUUGCCAAGGAUCAAUCCCAUAUUGUCCCUUCAUUCCUCUGAAUCUCUUUACAAAUCUACCUUUCCCUCUUUAUCAUAACCAUCUUCUUCUUCUUCUUCUCUACUUUUUCAAAUCUUUCGAAUUUUAUUCAAUGGAUCUUUCAAUUUCUUCUUCUUGGCUUUCUGUCUCUCCGCCCCCAUUUCUAUUCAACUCUAAUAAUAACUUCAUUCUCAAUCCGCUAUUUCGCAACUCCAAUUUCGAUUACAGAAACUUCCAAAUUAAGCCGUUGGUUUCGCGCCAAAAUCGUCCUAUCAGAUGUCAGGUUUUCGAUCAUACGGCCAGUACUGACGGUUUUGUUCUCGAUGAUGUUCCGCACUUGACUAAUUUUCUUCCCGACCUACCGUCAUACCCUAAUCCACUGCAAAAGAGCCAAGCAUAUGCUGUUGUCAAGAAAACGUUUGUUAGCCCUGAAGAUGUGGUUACCCAAAGAAUAGUUAUACAGAAAGAUAGUCCUAGAGGAGCACAUUUUCGGCGUGCUGGACCACGAGAGAAAGUAUAUUUCAAGCCAGAAGACGUGUGUGCUUGCAUUGUGACUUGUGGGGGUUUAUGCCCAGGGAUUAAUACAGUCAUUCGGGAGAUAGUAUGUGGCUUGAAUUACAUGUAUGGGGUUGAUAAUAUACUUGGCAUUGAGGGUGGAUACAGAGGCUUUUACUCUAAAAAUACCAUGACAUUGAAUCCUAAAGUUGUGAAUGAUAUCCAUAAACGUGGUGGCACUUUUCUUCGUACUUCACGAGGAGGUCAUGAUACCCACAAGAUUGUUGACAAUAUAGAAGACAGAGGAAUAAAUCAGGUGUAUAUAAUUGGCGGUGAUGGUACACAGAAAGGAGCAGCUCUUAUUUACAAGGAAGUUGAGAAACGUGGUCUUCAAGUGGCAGUUGCUGGCAUCCCUAAGACAAUUGAUAAUGAUAUUGCUGUGAUAGACAAAUCUUUUGGUUUUGAUACUGCUGUUGAAGAAGCUCAGAGGGCCAUUAAUGCUGCACAUGUAGAGGUCGAAAGUGUUGAAAAUGGAGUUGGAAUUGUCAAACUUAUGGGUAGAUACAGUGGUUUCAUUGCUAUGUAUGCAACUUUGGCAAGUCGAGAUGUGGAUUGUUGCUUGAUUCCAGAAUCUCCAUUCUAUCUAGAAGGCCAGGGUGGACUUUUUGAAUUUAUUGAACAGCGGCUUAAAGAAAACGGGCAUAUGGUAAUUGUGGUGGCAGAAGGAACAGGACAAGAUUAUGUUUCCCAAAGCACACCUGCAGUUGAUGAGAAAGAUGCAUCAGGAAACAGAUUACUCCUUGACAUUGGUCACUGGUUGACUCAAAAGAUUAAGGAUCACUUCACUAAUAUUCAGAAGAUGACAAUAAAUAUGAAAUACAUAGAUCCAACAUACAUGAUACGAGCUAUUCCGAGUAAUGCAUCAGACAACAUCUACUGCACGCUUCUUGCCCAAAGUGCUGUUCAUGGGGCCAUGGCUGGGUUUACAGGCUUCACAGUUGGACCUGUAAACAACAGACAUGCUUAUAUUCCAAUCUCUCAUGUUACUGAGACACAAAAGACAGUUAAGUUGACUGAUAGGAUGUGGGCUAGGCUUCUUGCAUCAACGAAUCAACCUAUUUUCUUGCAUAGCAGUGAUAAGUCGCAAGAUAGUGUUGAUAAUGAGGCUAAUGAAACAAUCGACAAUAUGAAGAUUACUUCUAUUUAGAUUUCACUUGAGUUCAGAUCCAAACAGUUUACUGCAAUUUAGUUCAUCAACAAUGUGAAGAUUAUUUCUAUAUGGAUUUCAUUUGAGUUCAUAUCCAAGCAGGUCAGUAAAAUUUUUUAUUGCCAUUAUCGCA